AUGACAGAUAGAUAUUCCUUCUCACUAACGACAUUUUCUCCAAGCGGUAAAUUGGGUCAAAUUGAUUACGCUCUGACUGCUGUUAAACAAGGUGUUACGUCCUUAGGUAUAAAGGCAACAAAUGGUGUUGUUAUAGCCACUGAGAAGAAAUCUUCAUCUCCAUUGGCUUUAACUGAAACUUUGUCAAAGAUUGAACUAAUUACACCAGAUAUUGGUGCAGUAUAUUCUGGUAUGGGUCCGGAUUACAGAGUCUUAGUAGACAAAUCAAGAAAAGUCGCACAUACACAUUAUAAAAGAAUCUAUAACGAAUACCCUCCAACAAAACUAUUAGUAUCAGAAAUAGCAGAGAUUAUGCAAGAGGCAACACAAUCUGGUGGUGUUAGACCAUUCGGUGUCUCUUUACUAGUGGCUGGACAUGAUGAACAUCAAGGUUUCAGUUUAUACCAAGUUGAUCCUUCUGGAUCUUAUUUCCCUUGGAAGGCAACUGCCAUAGGGAAAGGUUCUACCGCAGCAAAGACCUUCCUUGAAAAAAGAUGGAAUGAUGAAUUAGAAUUGGAAGAUGCCAUCCAUAUUGCUCUAUUAACUUUAAAAGAAUCGAUAGAAGGUGAAUUUAAUGGUGAUACAAUCGAAAUUGGUGUUAUUGGAGAACCAAAUCAAGAUCUAUUGGGUUAUACCGGUGUACCAAGUGAUAAGGGCCCAAGAUUUAGAAAAUUAACCUCUCAAGAAGUUAACGAUAGAUUAGAAGCCCUCUAA
Messenger RNA from Kazachstania africana CBS 2517, 753 nucleotides. RefSeq names its product proteasome core particle subunit alpha 2 (gene PRE8). The transcript has a single exon. Gene Ontology annotation, cellular component: proteasome core complex; proteasome core complex, alpha-subunit complex. Lineage: Eukaryota; Fungi; Ascomycota; Saccharomycetes; Saccharomycetales; Saccharomycetaceae. Bases 1 to 753 code for a protein of 250 amino acids. Gene Ontology annotation, biological process: ubiquitin-dependent protein catabolic process. The record is from RefSeq and is a predicted model, not a curated record.